Messenger RNA from Melanaphis sacchari, 1097 nucleotides. Its product is annotated as probable low affinity copper uptake protein 2. The coding region runs from base 454 to 1026 and encodes 190 amino acids. Gene Ontology annotation, cellular component: membrane. Gene Ontology annotation, biological process: copper ion transmembrane transport. The transcript has 4 exons. Gene Ontology annotation, molecular function: copper ion transmembrane transporter activity. NCBI's taxonomy places the organism in Eukaryota, Metazoa, Arthropoda, Insecta, Hemiptera, Aphididae. The record is from RefSeq and is a predicted model, not a curated record.
ACGGAAGUACCUACAGACUUCGGUGUAGUGACUAUAUAGUAUAUAGUGAAACGAUUGGUCUGAAAUUCUGAACUGAACCUCUGCCACGAGUAUUUUUGGUUGUGUGUUAUUCGUUGAUCGUUCGGUGGUUAUCAGUUAUCAACUAUUAUCAUUAAUUGAUGACCGACCAGUGAAACUUUAAAAGGCAAACGUUCUUAUUAUGUUUUCUGUUGCUUUUUAGUUUUUAUCUUAACAAUUUGGAAAGGUUUACCUUGUGAUACAUUUGUUAUUAUUAUGCAAUUAUAUGUUAUUCGUGUAAUCGAGCGUUGCUGAUUGAUAAGUAGUACAAAGUACUGUUGGACGUUGGUAGGGUAGUCGGUCACUCGGUAGUCAGUCGAUUCCAGUACGCACUACACUGCCACGCUAUGUGCACUUCGUCUGCCCCUCAAAAAGAUUAGCGCCUCAAUCAUCAUUAUGUACUUUACCUUCGGAACGGACAUCGAUCCGUUCCUGGUGAAAAACUUCAACGUGCAAUCUACAAUUGGGUUGGUGACAUUAUGUGUUGGUUUGACAGCGCUGGCAGUGGUCUUCGAAUCACUAAAGACUGUACAUUUCAUGACUAGGGUUCAUCGACGAUUGUUAUGCUGCAGUCAGCCGGAUUGUAAAGAAUUAAUCAAUAAAGAUAGAUUCAUACUAACAUUUAGAAUGAAAAUUUUUGACUGCUUUAGGACAUUGAGUGUUUACAUGUUUCAAAUGUUGGUUGGAUACAUUUUAAUGUGUGCAAUAAUGACAUUCAAUGGAUACAUUUUUUUUGCCACCGUUGGAGGAUAUGGUCUGGGAUACUGGUUGUUUGGCUUAACAAUGAUGCAUUUGUCAGCAAGGAAUUUACUAAAAUCCCAAGAUGGUCCAAUCAGAUGUAAAAACUGUACUAAAAUCAACAUAAACAAAAAAGAUAUCUCAGAAGAUAGUAUCAGUACUGAUUUAAGUGAUGAUAUAGUACCAAGCACAAGUUCUGUGGUUGAAGUGGAAAUACAUAAUAGAUCAUAAUUUUAAGAAAUAUGUUUAAACUUCUUAUUACCUAAUUUAUUAUUAAGAUAUUUAAAAUAUUUUUGUAGUUA